CUCCUCCGCGCAGGCGCACUGACUGUCAGCGGUCGCUGAGGUGUAGGACUGGGAGAGGCGGCCAUGGAGCCUGCAGGCCGGAGAGAUAAAUCCAAGGCGAGGGAUUCCGUCAGCCGCCUGGAGAAGGCGAAGCAGAAGAGCGCGCAGCAGGAGCUGAAACAGCGGCAGAGAGCAGAGAUUUACGCCCUCAACAAGGUGAUGACUGAGCUUGAGCAGCAGCAGUUUGAAGCUUUCUGUAAGCAAAUGCAGACGUCCAGCAAGUGACCGGGAAGACGCGACACGCCAUUUGAUAAGCCCCUCCGCCCCAGCAACACCAAAGAUGACCAAGCCCUGAUGGUCACGUGUCUAUUGUAGGUUCUCCGCCAGUUACAGACCACUUCAUUUUGCUUUGUACCACAUGCUGGAUCCAUAGGCCGCACAAUGCUGGAGAUGUAUCAGGGGAGGUGUGUUUGACUGUCCAGAUACCGAGAGUUGCUGGUAAAAGAUGGCUGACCGGAAAGUUUAUUACUAUAUGCGCCAUUCUGUAAGGUGCGGCCUACAUCAUAUACCUGUGUGGCCGGUGUACUUGCCUGAACGUGGAGUUUCAGCAGCCUAGAAUAAAAACUUCUGCAACUUUCCAACAGA
This is a messenger RNA of Bufo gargarizans (Asiatic toad), 624 nucleotides long. RefSeq names its product small vasohibin binding protein (gene SVBP). Lineage: Eukaryota; Metazoa; Chordata; Amphibia; Anura; Bufonidae. The record is from RefSeq and is a predicted model, not a curated record. Gene Ontology annotation, biological process: protein secretion; negative regulation of protein ubiquitination. The transcript has 2 exons. Bases 64 to 264 code for a protein of 66 amino acids. Gene Ontology annotation, cellular component: apical part of cell.